Chrysemys picta bellii (western painted turtle) is the source of this 1372-nucleotide messenger RNA. Its product is annotated as MOB-like protein phocein. Gene Ontology annotation, cellular component: cytoplasm. The record is from RefSeq and is a predicted model, not a curated record. Gene Ontology annotation, biological process: protein folding. NCBI's taxonomy places the organism in Eukaryota, Metazoa, Chordata, Testudines, Emydidae. Gene Ontology annotation, molecular function: ATP binding; protein folding chaperone.
AGGUGGUAUUACGUCACUUCAGGUCGUUGGGCCGAUGCUGGGUGUAACGAGGACCUAUUGACGCUGGUGUUCGGCUCUGCUGCAUAGAGAAUCCGGGUCUAGGGCGUAAAACGCCUGCGAGAGUAAAAAAUAAACGUGGAAAUAACAUUUGUCUUCUAGGGACAACGGAAGUAGCCCCGCCUUCCGGCGCGCGGCGCUAGAGGGGAGGUGGUGGCGCAUGCGCAGUCAGAGUGGCACCCCCCCCCACGUGUAUUAGCUGUGGGUGUGCGGCGCUCUGGACUCACUGGACGGCGAGCGGGAGGGACUCGGUGCGCCAUGGCAGGGAAAGCAUUUAGGAAGUUUCUUCCCCUGUUUGACCGUGUUCUGGUUGAAAGAUGUGCAGCUGAGACUGUAACCAAAGGAGGCAUCAUGCUUCCGGAAAAAUCUCAAGGAAAAGUGCUACAAGCAACAGUAGUGGCAGUUGGAUCAGGAUCCAAAGGAAAGGAUUUUUACAAUUGGCCUGAUGAAUCUUUUGAAGAAAUGGAUAGCACACUAGCUGUUCAACAGUAUAUCCAACAAAACAUAAGGGCAGACUGUUCUAACAUUGACAAAAUCCUGGAACCUCCUGAAGGACAGGAUGAAGGUGUAUGGAAGUAUGAACAUUUACGACAAUUCUGUCUCGAGCUCAAUGGACUUGCUGUCAAGCUUCAGAGUGAAUGCCACCCAGAUACAUGCACUCAGAUGACAGCAACUGAACAAUGGAUUUUUCUUUGUGCAGCCCAUAAAACUCCCAAAGAGUGUCCUGCUAUAGACUACACCAGGCACACGCUUGAUGGAGCUGCAUGUCUUCUGAAUAGCAAUAAAUAUUUCCCCAGCAGAGUUAGCAUAAAGGAAUCCUCUGUAGCCAAACUAGGAUCAGUGUGCCGUAGGAUUUACAGAAUAUUUUCCCAUGCGUAUUUUCAUCAUCGGCAGAUAUUUGAUGAAUAUGAAAAUGAAACCUUUUUGUGUCACCGGUUCACUAAAUUUGUGAUGAAAUAUAAUUUGAUGUCCAAGGAUAACCUGAUUGUACCAAUUUUGGAAGAGGAGGUGCAGAAUUCAGUGUCUGGGGAAAGUGAGGCAUGAUGGGAAUUGUGGUACAGAAAGCAACUGUACUGAACACACAAUUGACAUUAUGUACUGUAUAUAUCAUUUUAGACACUUCAAUCAUGUAUCCUUAUUAUAGCUUUGUUUAGUAUACUUUUUUGUAUGCUGUGUGCAUUGCCUUUUAAUAUGGGAAAUACUUUAAGUUAUUCAUGAACUGUAUAUUCAUCAAUGUGGCACUCAUGGUUUUUAAAUAAAAUUAGUAUUAUCUGUUUAUAAUACCUGUUAAUAAAAGAAUUACAGUUGUGUAAAA